Molecule: messenger RNA, 10079 nt
Organism: Varanus komodoensis (Komodo dragon)
Lineage: Eukaryota; Metazoa; Chordata; Lepidosauria; Squamata; Varanidae
Gene: SNX29
Product: sorting nexin 29
Exons: 21
Coding region: 258-2480 (740 amino acids)
Molecular function (GO): phosphatidylinositol binding
Source: RefSeq, a predicted model, not a curated record
GCACGGCCCUCUCUGCAGGACUGCAAAACAAUGUUGCCAAAAGACAGUUUCUGCUGGAGAGACUCCUGGAUGCAGUUAAACAGUGCCAGAUCAGAUUUGGAGGAAGGAAAGAGAUUGCUUCUGAUUCGGAUAGCAGAGUUACGUGCCUCUGUGCUCAGUUUGAAUCUGUACUCCAGCAUGGUUUGAAGAGGACCCGGGGACUGGCCUUGACAGCGGCAGCCCUCCGACAGGCAGCCGGCUUUUCCAGUAAAAGCGAAAUGGAGCCCGUGUUCUGGUUCUAUGUGAAAGAGGUUCUCAAUAAACAUGAGCUGCAGCGUUUCUACUCCCUGAGGAAUAUCAUGACUGACGUUGGCAGAGGCCGUGCCUGGCUGCGCUGUGCUCUCAACGAGCAUUCCUUGGAGAGAUAUUUCCAUAUGUUACUGGCGGAUAAGAAUCGGCUUAGUGUCUUCUAUGAAGACUGGUCCUUCAUGAUGGAUGAAGAGCGCUCCAGUAUGAUUCCCACCAUGGCAGCUGGGCUGAACUCCAUUCUUUUUGCAAUCAACAUUGAUAACAAGGAUUUAAAUGGGCAAAGCAAGUGUCCACCCACUGUCUCUGACCUUCUCAAGGAAUCUACCCAGAACGUAACCUCCUUACUGAAGGAAUCCACCCAGGGUGUUAGCAGCUUGUUCCGGGAGAUCACGGCAUCCUCCCCAGUUUCCAUGUUAAUCAAGUCUGAUCAAGAGGCGGAUCCGUUGCCCAUUUUGUCCAAGAGCGUUAGUGGUGAUUUAAAGUGCAGGAAAGAAAGGAUGAAGAAGAAGAAGAAAGUCACAAAUAUUAUUUCAUUUGAUGACGAGGAGGAUGAACAGCAUGUGGGGGAUGAUCUCAGGGCAAGCGUUGCAGGUGAAAGCUCAGAAGAAAACUCGGACAGGUCAUUGUCUUCCUUAGUACCUCCUUCCGUGGGCUUGCUUGCUAAACUGAAUGGGGAGCAGAGCAUGCCUUUGCUGAAGAACAGUUCCACUUACCUAAAUGGAGACUGCAGCUUCCAGAAACUGGAUGUUAAAAGUAUAGAUGACGACGAUGACGACGACGCGGACGAAAACGAUGGCACUUAUGGCAAAAUGCUAGGAAACCUCAGCAUGGUGGAAGACAAGGAAUCUUGUAGAAAAUCAUCCGAGGAAGUGACAAGUAAUUCACUGGUUUGCGCUUGGAGCCCUCUGCAAACGUUGAACGAUGAUUCUGAUGAGUUAUUCCCUGUCAGUGCUGUAGGCUCUUUCUCCCACACUGGCAAUCUGAAGAAUGGCAAUGAGCAUGAAAGCGCGGAUUUUCCAACAGAACUGGCUCAAAGAACUGCUGAGCCGCACCACAGCAGGGUAGAAGGUAACCCACCUGUCCCAGGGAGUGCACUGAAUGACCUCCUGCCAUCAGCCAAUGUGCCGGAAUCCAUGACAGUGGCUGAACUUCGGCAAGCUAUUGUGGCCAUGAUGAACAGGAAGCAUGAACUGGAAGAGCAGAACGGCUCGCUGCGGAACCUCCUCGAUGGAGAGAUGGAGCAUUCUGCGGGCCUACGUCAAGAAAUCGACAACCUGAAGAAGAAGGUUUCAGAGCAGGAAGAACGUUACACAGUGAAGAUCCAGGCCCUGGCGAGAGAAAACGAGGUGCUAAAAGUACAGCUCAAGAAAUACGUUGGUGCAGUCCAGAUGCUGAAAAGGGAAGGUCAGGCUGUGGAAGUUCUUCCCACUCUUUGGAACUCAGAGAACGAGUUCACUAUUCCUGAGCAAAAACAAGGAGAAAAUAAUGAAGAACUAGCAAACUCUUACGAACGAAAACUAAUUGAGGUGGCAGAAAUGCAUGGGGAGCUGAUCGAGUUCAACGAAAGGCUGCACCGUGCUCUGAUGGCUAAAGACGCUCUCGUGACUCAGAUGAGGCAGGAGCUCAUUGACCUGAGAGGACCGGUUCCUGGAGAUCUGAGCCAAACAUCUGAAGACCAGAGCCUGUCAGAUUUUGAAAUAUCGAAUCGCGCUCUCAUUAACGUCUGGAUCCCCUCAGUCUUCCUUCGUGGAAAAGCAGCUAAUGCAUUUCACGUUUAUCAAGUAUACAUCAGAAUAAAAGAUGAUGAAUGGAAUGUCUAUCGAAGAUAUGCAGAAUUCAGAACCCUGCACCACAAAUUACAGAUGAAAUACCACCAAGUGAGGAGUUUUAACUUCCCACCGAAAAAGGCCAUUGGGAACAAGGAUGCAAAGUUUGUUGAGGAGCGACGGAAGCAGUUACAGAUUUACUUAAGAAAUGUGAUGAACAAAGUAAUCCAGAUACUGCCAGAAUUCACUGCCAACCCGAAAAAAGAGACCCUUACCCAAUUGAUGCCCUUUGUCAUAGACUUUCAACCUGUGGGAGAAUCUGCCGGCAAAAGCAAUCGCCCACGAGGGACGGCCCGAUUCCCGAAGCUUUCUCGGAGUCAGCAAAGGGAGGCACGGAACCUGGAACCACAGAGCGGUGAUCUUUGACCUUUUGAAUCAUUACGACCACUAGCACCAUGUACUUUCAGCUGCCUUUCAAUUUUGUUCUGUCCUGUGCAAUUGAAGACAUAGGCCAGUGGGAGGAAAACACAGAAACACAAGCAAGCCCAACCAUGUUGCGUCAGAAGCAGAAGGCGUCUUUAUUUUGAUUAAUCAGGUUGCUUUUGAAGUAGCAGCCAUUCCCCAAAAUAAUCAGAGGCCUUGUGACCUAGGGUUUUUCGCGAACUAGGAAAAGAGCUUGUAUUGUUGUUGGUUUGAGAAACAGCUACGCUCUACCCUCUCAAUCAUAUUCUAGGCCUUCUAUGGUUUUGAUGCAAUUCCCUCUGUAUUCUGAAUUCUUACUCCUUCCUGACAAUAAUGGGAUGGGCAGAAUGUUUUUUUCCACCACCAAUUUCAGUAGGAUGGUUUGCCUUCUAUUUAUUGUAACCCACCCUCACACUGAGCAACGGAGGGCACGAUGCCGUGGGUGCCAAAGCAGAAAAAGGUCCCGCAACGGUUGUAGGACUCUUUUUCCCAGUCUAGAUAUGCACCAGGUUGCACCCAGUGUUCCUUUUCACUACCAAAAACGGACAGACGGGAUGUGUGUUUCUGCUCAGAUCUUCCAAGAUCGCUUCUCAAGAGGAGAGCAAAUCCAAGUGCUGUGGAUUCCCAGGCAAAAGGUUGUGCUUUGGGCUGAACUAAGGUUUGCAGCUCCAUGCUUCUUUUGCUCUCGGCAAUAUUUGAACUCGAAGGAAACCAUCCGGUGUGGGCGGGCGCAUUUGCGAAGCAUCAGAUUGCCUUCCAGCUGGGUGCCUGCACUUGGCGGCACGUGUGGGGAUGCAUGCGCAGCACCCAGAGGAGCGAUUGCUGGGGGCCAGUCGCUCUGGGGCUCUCUCUGAAGACUCACAAAGUGACAAAGCCAUGGCCUGCCUCAUGGAAGGGCCCCAUUCACUCAUGCCCCGUCACCUAAGCAUUUCCUGGCAAGGACGCAGCAAAGUCAGCCAGAAAGAUACCUGGGAGAGGUGAUGGUUAACGUCCAGUGGGAAUUCCAGUAUGGGCUCCCUGGAAUGCACUUCCUCGGGCCCAUCCCUUGCACUGCCAUAGGUGACCAAGGGACCCCUAAGCUCAGAGUGCCUUCCUGAUGAUACAGACUACAGCUUUCAUCAUCCCCAGCCAGCAUAGGCAGUUGGCAUUCUGGAUGUUGUAGUCCCAGGCCUCUGGAGGACACUACAUGCUUAGCUGUGCUCUUCCUUUCUUUUAUAAGUUUAACUUGACUCGCUGGUGCAUUUUAUCGAGAACAAAUCAGGCCACUCAGUUUUGGCAGGGCAGCUUUUGUCUCCUACGGCUGUUGUAAACUUGUGCUCGUUGUCCUGCUGUCUCAUUCUCAACUUCGCUCUCUCUCCUGCAAAGGUAAAGCUCCUUUCCCAGAGCUGUUUUUCUACCCAGGCUUCUUUGCAUUUCCCUCCCUCUCCAAGUGGCAGCAGUAUUAUUAAAACUUCCCAGCAUGCAGAAACGUGGCUUCACGGGGCAGGGAUGACGUGGAGCAGCUCUCCCUCUGUGGCACUAAUCCUUCUGGCCCGGAUGGGAAUCCUCGUUUGCUGGUCGGCGGGAGCAGCCCCGGCGGGCCUCAGAGACGGUGGAACGUACCACGUGCAGGUCACACAAGUCCCCAGUUUUCGAUAGCCGUUUCAGACACGAGAAUGGGAUGGACCACACGCUUUGGGCCAUUAGUGUUGAGCUGUGCCGCACAAUAAGAUGUGACAUAUAUGCGUUUAUUUGGAAGGGAGUGUGUGUGUGUGAGUGAAGAGGGAAGGGGCUUAGAUUCUAAGUUGACAGGCAGGGCUGUAUCUCUUCAGCCAAAGUUUGUGGGCUGGACUUUUGCUUGGCAAAAUCCUUUCUUAAGGGAACUCUGACCUCAGUGAUUAAAAUUGCGGCCUCACACCAUAAGCACACACCUUGCCAUGGUGCCGGCUCUGAAUCCAGUAUCUCACAAACCAAAACAAUGGUAUGGGUCCCCUCUCCUUCCCAGCACAUGUUUCCAUGCUGCGAACUGGGGAGAGGGGUGCCCAGCAGAACCUUGAAAAUAAAUUUCUCGAUGCUAACAAAAGCCUUUCACAGAGGAAGCACACAGUGAACAGAAAAAGUAUUGCCUUCUGUGAAAUGAAAUCUUAACAUGCUACAGUUAUCAAGUUCCUUUUUUUUUCCUUUCAGAAUUGAAAUUGACCUGGGACCUUGGUCCCAGUCUACAUAUGUGCAAGGAAUCCAGUUUGUGUGGAAAAUUCAGUGGAUUCCCCGGUUUCAGAGCCCAAGUGCCUGGCCAGUGUGCCCAGGGAACCCACCAGGAACCGAACCACCCUUCCCAGCGGCUGCAAGUGAGGAAGGAGUUUGGCUGCCAGAAAUGGCGGCCAGCACACCCACGCGCAGCUUCCCUAGUUUGCAUUCUACAGGCUGCUUUCGGUGGGGAAGCUUGUUGAUUGCACGGCUGGGGAUCCACAAGUGUCUCUGGACUUCCUCUUGUCUCGGACUGGGCUGAGCACAAGAGGAAGUCCGCCGAUUCUGGAGUGGUGGAUCCCAAAAGGGUUCGUCUCAACCCUAAUCUAGUUGGCGUCUUAGACGUAACUACUGCAUCCUUGGCAAAUGACUGUCCAGCCUCUGCUUCAAGGCUGCAGUGAAGGAGAAUCCCACCACCUCCUUUAGCCUAAGUUUUACUCAAAACUUCCUUCCAGUUUGUCAACAUGCUGAAAUGUACCACCCAGAACUGCAUACUGUAGUCCCUGGAACGUUACAUUCUGUGUAGGAAAGAAUGACUAGGCAUUAUAUAUACAAUAUUUGGACUGAAUAGACACGAUCUGCUAUCUGCAGGAAGUUGCACCUAUUCUGCCAAACAGAGCCAAGGUCCCUGUUUGCAUAUUUCCCAGAAUCAUUGUGUUGGCCACUGGAAAAUAAAAUGCAAAACCAGAUGCAACUUUGGUCCAACCCAGUAAGGCUCCAAUUAUGUUUAAAUGUUGAAAGAACAAACACAUCAAGCAUCUAGGACUUCCAGAAACAGUGUCUUAGAGCGUAACCAGCCAAGCCUUCUUCCCCACUGGCCAGAGAAUUCAUUCUGGGAAAUCGCCAUUACUGUUCUCUUGAAAGCCAUGCCUGAAGUGUAAUGCAAAUGUUUCCAAAUUCUAAGGGAACUUGAAGAUCAGUGAUGGCCGUGGAGAUCAUCAAAGCUAGUUACUGCGCAUUAUGGUCAAUGAACAAAGACAUGCUAAUGGAUCUUGUCUGGCAUGUAGAAGAAGGUUCUUACAUUCUUACCAGCAGCCGGCUUCUCUAGUCUCUCUUCCUUUCAUGGAAUCAUCUCAGACUCUAAAGACUGCAGGGCACCUUCUUGAAAUCUGGCCAGAUGCUGCUGCUUAUGAUCAUCCCCCAUUUGUCGGAGGUUCUGGUGUGGGGCAGUCUUGGAUUUCUGGAACAUGCCUCCUCUGUAUCCAGGCUGGGCUCUCUGCAGGAAAUGAUGCGGGGGAAGCCAAUUUGGCUCUGCAGUAAAUGAGGUUCCACGGAGCUCAUCUUCAUGCCCUUGCCCAUAAGUGUGGAAUCUUGUGCACACUUCCUUGGGAGUAAGCCCAGUUAGAAACAUAGAGCAAGUCAGAAGGAGACUCCCGGGCCAUCUAGUCUGACCCCUGGCUCCAUUCAUGACGUGUUGUUCACUGUAGGAUUUGUCUUCUACACAAGCAUAUGAUCAAACCUCCCACUAGUUGAAAAGCCAAAGACCUGCUCUCUGUGUUCCCUUUUAAUAACAACAUUUUGAAGAUAGAGCAAUAACUGUUUUUAAAAAAGCAACAUAGCAAAUUCUUCUUUAAAAAAAAAAUGCACGAGUGUAUAAGCAAGGGGUCAGGUAUAUCAGAAGCAGAGGCCAAAACCGAGUUGCCUGCAAUGGGCCCUAUUUCUCAUCACCUUUGGAACGGGUGUAUUUCUGCAGCCCUGCACAUUAAGAGCUAUCAGGUUGCACUACAUAUUGACUUAAUGCUAUUCUUAAGCCAAACUUCCAACAUCUAAAUUUAUCCAAGACCACACCAUGAAAUAUACAGAAGGCUUAAUGCAAAAUAUGCCCAUAACGUCCAAUCUUGUUAAAAAGGGAGGAGUAAUAAUUCCUAAGUCUCUCCCUGUUUGCAUGGCAUAUUGCCGGAAGGACUGCACUAAACAAAUUGCCUCCAUUUCAGAAAGAGACCGUUGGCCAUAAAACACGGUGACGGUGUUUAAUGAGCGGUAAGCCAUUGACGGAUAAGACACAACGGCAGUAAAUCUGAGAUUUGGCUCACGGUGGAAACCCGUAUGCAAAGGUUCAAUUUGCUGUCAUGAAACGAAUGCUUCAUUGUAUCGGAAAAGAUGUUUAGUUGUUAGCUGUCAAACGAAAUGAAUAGGAACGUAUUAAGGACUAGCCUUGACUGGCUCAAUGCAGCGGUAAUAAAUGGGGACUUGGAAUCGGCAGAGGCUGAGCUGGUAAUGAGAAGUUCCUUGUCUCAUCAUAUUAAUGAUGUCAGAAGUGAAAGCCACUUGAAAGCAUUUCAGGUGUGAACACACAGGGAGAGCAGAUCCUGAAAUUCUGAAAAUCAGCAUUUUAAGAGGAGUAGAGUAUAUGUCUGAACACAGGGAGAGCUUCCUUGCAUGCUCUGAAUAUCUUAGUUUCUCUAAAAGACAGGUUUCUUCUGAAUUUCUGACAUGGUUUCAGAGCCUGGAGGAAUGUGGCAGUCUGAGUUUAACCAUCUUAAUCCACUAAGAGUUCCGUUAUUUCCUUCCUGAUCCACUGUGAUACCUUUGAGUCUGGUUUGGAAGCCUUUGCUGAACCCACAUUUCUGGUUGAAUGGUCUUGAGAACCAAAUCAUCCCUGCGCUCAGUAGUGUGUGUGUGUGUGUGUGUGUGUGUGUGUGUGGAGAGGGGGUUGCUUUUUGUAAAUGAACUUGCAACUGUUUGGCUGGUUGUAAAUGUUUCAACUAAGGCAUAACAUUUCAACGGCCCAUAUAACACUGUCAGAAUUUUAAUGCUUUCUUUUAUAGCAGAAACAACAGAGUCUUGUAGGACCUUCCAGAAUGAGCAAUUUAUUUUGGCCUAAAUUUUCCUGCCUGCUAGGUUUGUGGAAUCUUUUAUUUUUCUUUUACCUUUUUUUUAAAGCCGUGUCAGCUCCGAUUUUUUGAGCACCCUUGCUCCAGGCACUGUUGUCAGUGCAUUUCCUCGUGGGGUGAAGGUGAUGCCAGGGACGGCACGGGGACUCAGCAGCCUUCUGCACCCAGUGAGCUCAUCCAGAGCUGACCUGCAUAUGCAAGUACCGGCCUAGCUCUGUGUUGAUUCAGAUCCGAGACAGGGAAAUGGGGAGAACCCACCUGGCUGUCCUCAACAAAUCCUUCCCGCUUUCCUGCAGAUCAGCCAGAAAUUUUCCAGCAGAUCCUGGUCUUCUUCUGCCCACCAUUGACACAGUCCACUUUGUCAGGUGUAUAAACCCUGAUUCUCAGGUGGCCAGGAGAGACAAGAUGGAGAGAGAGGGAAAGCUUGCAGGCAGAAGCAUUAAAUGGCACGGAACUGCAUGACGCAUGGUCUGUGGCCAUCUCAAGGAGUGGCUGUUCUCAAGGAGCAGGCAUUGGUGCUAAGAGGAUUGUUCUGGCAUUCCCAGCAAUCCAGUGAAGGGGACUCGGAACACAAGUAGCUGUGCUAGUUGUUAAGAUGCCACAAGGGUGUCUCACUACAGCAGGCUUGCUUGGGGUUCUCUCUAGCUUAGUCUAAGUUAAGCUCUGUUCAUCUGGAAAGGCCUGCUCUUUACGGCUGCCAUUAAAUACAGGCCAUCCCUAUCCUGUCUCAUCUUGCGCUGCACUGGAAGGGACGCCCCUGUGGGUUCCGCUCGUGCGAUGUUUCAGUGAGCUCCAUGGCUGAAUGGGAACCAGAUCCCAAUCCCUGCAAGUCUCAGUUUAACACUAACCACUACACAACAUCUUACUGAUAUGCACAACUCUGGCUAUAUUGCUUUUUAUCUCUCAUUCAUUUUGGCUGCUUUUGAGCAGAGGGGACCAUUUAGCAGAGCCUUCCAAACCUUGGUGCCUUUCAAACAUGGCCAUGCCUGCUGGGUGAUGGGAGUCGUAGUCCCACACACCUAGAAAGCAUCAGGUUGAAGAAGGCUGCUUUGCAACUUUAUUCGGGCAUAGCUGAUACAGUGCCAAAGAGAGGAUGACUCAUGGGCGCUGUUUUUCUUUCCACUGAUUCCAUUUCUCCUUGCCCAGGAGGUGUGCAAAGAUGUUUGUAUAUGUUGAGCAAUGCUCAUGGUGCCGCUGCCACUGCUGCUUCUUUAGAACUGCACGGGGUUUUUUCCUAGCUGGCCAGGAGAAAGCCCUGUUGGCCUUUGCAAUGUGCCCUUCCCACUUCAAGGGACAGGUGUCACCGUGCCAGAAGGGCAGGUCUGCAGGGGGCAUCAGCCCCCAUAGGACAGUCCCAUCCUGUUCCGGUCCUGGGGAGCAGCCCGUGAGGCACAGGGCAGGCCUGGUUGCGCAGCAGCAAGGAGGGUGCCCCGAGCACGCGUCUCUGAGCACACUGGGGCCUCCAUCACGCCUCGGAUGCCUUGAGCUCCCUCUUGGGGCGCUGGCGCUGGUGCACUGCUCCCUGGUGCAUGGAACUCCUCUUGAGGAGCGUGCGGGUCCCAGGCUCUGGUGCGCUGGAGGGCUGCUGCCCAGGGGUCCCGGGCAUUGCCCUCCAGCGAUCAGCGGUGACACUGACGCCCAGAGCCUGCUGCCCCAGCAUCUCUGCCCCUCUCCUUCCUCCUCCAUCCCUGCACUGAUCUCUGGAGUUCUUCUGCACCUGGUCCGCAGCCACGGAUGAACCCAUCUGUGUGUUCCGAUUAAUAAGGGCUAAGUGGAAUUGCUAAGUCUGCAGUUUGUUUCCCAGAAGCUGCGGGAAAUAUAUUGCAACAUUUCUGUAGUCAUAUGGCCUUUUUUUUUAUUGCUCUGUCCUGCUCUUAAUAAUUGACUGGAACGUUCUUCCUACUGCUAUGAAAAGAGAAAUCUUAUCUCUAUUUGCAUAAAGUUGCUUUUUCCCUGCAUGUCUCAGUCUGUGUAUAAUCAAUUCUUCUGUGCAUUGCACUGCCAGGAUAGAUGUAUCAGUCAUUCGGUAAUAAUUUGCUGACAUUCAUUUUUCUCCAGUGAAUAUUGAAUAACUGAAAAUGGGAAAUUCAGAUAGCUCUGAAUGUAAUUAAAUGACUGAAAACUCCUAAGGUGCAACUUAUCUACUCCUUUGUAAUAUCCUCAAUACGGGAAGUAACUGGUACUUUUAUACCUAGGACCAGGCCAGGAGAGAAGGUUUCUUUGUUUGUUUGAAGCUUUAAGCAUAAGAAAUAUAGUAUUAAUUCUCAGAUAACAUAUGUAUAUACUGUAGUGGGAUCUGCAUCUAUAAACAAAGUGUUAUUUUAACCCAUGUUCUGUUAUAUAAUUUUAAAUUUUAUGUAUAUAUAAUUUUCUAAGAUACUUCCUUGUAUUAAUAUUUCUUUUGAGAAAAAUAUUCUUUGACAAUUUUGUUAUAAUCUGGCCAAACAAACAAAAAUAUGCUGGUUUGCAAUUGCGAGAAUAAAUGCCAUUUUUAUGUUUAAGA